Chlamydomonas reinhardtii is the source of this 3080-nucleotide messenger RNA. RefSeq lists its product as uncharacterized. The transcript has 6 exons. Gene Ontology annotation, cellular component: plasma membrane; cytoplasm; TORC2 complex. Gene Ontology annotation, biological process: TORC2 signaling. Lineage: Eukaryota; Viridiplantae; Chlorophyta; Chlorophyceae; Chlamydomonadales; Chlamydomonadaceae. The record is from RefSeq and is a predicted model, not a curated record. Gene Ontology annotation, molecular function: phosphatidylinositol-4,5-bisphosphate binding. The coding region runs from base 147 to 2690 and encodes 847 amino acids.
GGUCAAGUCAACGGCCCUGCAUCCGUCCACGCCGCCAUCAGCAGGGCCCACGGGUCACAGCGCAUGGCGCUAGAACUCAGAGCCCGACCCAGCCGCGGAGCUCGGGCCAUACCGAGAGCUACACGCUACACGAAUACUCCCAAGCCAUGUCGGCAACUCGCAAGGAAGACAUCCACGCGCCCAGAACAAGAACACAAGCCAACGUCCAGCCCGCCGCUUCGAUUAUUGCUGACGACGACGACGACGUGAACGCACGCGCCGAAGCGGCCUACCUGUCCCACCACCGCGGCAGCCAGGAGGUGCUGCUGCCUGACAGCGAGGCGCAGGAGGGGCGGGUGCUGGCUGGCGAGCUGCCGGUGGAGGCGGUGAAGCACGAGCCGGCGCGGCAGGCGGUGCACGAGGCGCUCCACCCGCACCCGCUACAGCCGCAGCCGCAGCAGCAGCGGCAGCAGGAGCAGCGGCAGCAGGAGCAGCAGCAGCACAGUUUCCAGCCUGAAAGGAGCGCAGACGCCGAGGGUCUGACGGAGCCGCUGCUCGGCGACCAGCAGCAGCAGCAGCAGCAGCAGCAGCAGCAGCAGAAGCAGCAGCAGCAGCGGGCCGUGGGUGGGCAGGCACAGCAGGCUCAACACCCCAGCGGCAACAGCAGCAACAGCAGCAGCGGCGGCGGCGACUUGACCUGUGGAGGUGCUGCGGGUGAGCCGGAGGCGUCCAUGAAUCCAGUGGCUCGGCAGGCGGCAGGAGUCGCAGCAGCUGUAGCGGGCGGCAGCGGCGGCGUGAUGCGAACGGGACUGCAGAGGGCGGCAGCGGCCGCCGCGGCGCCCUUGAGCGGCAGCGGCGACAAGGCUGCUGCGUAUGGCGCUGGCGGCCGCGGGCCGCCUGACCCACACGCCGACUCUCCCGCAGGCCCGUUCACCGGCAGCCAGCAGCCUCCUCCCGAGAUAGACGCAACAGGCGGGGCAAGCGCUAUCAUGCCCCACGGCGCUGCCUCAGGGGCGCAGCAGCAGCAGCAGUGGGAGCAGCAGCAGCAGCACACGGCGGUGCACGUGAUGCCGCCGGGAGUGGCGCUGCCGCCGCAUGACCCCGCGCAGGCGGCGCGGGAGCGGCGCCAGCAUAGGCGCGCGGCGACGUGGGCCGCCUGGACCGGCAGUAGCGGCGGCGGCAGCAGCAGCAGGCGCGGCAUCCGUGAGCGCGGCAGCGCAGCUGCGGGGAGCGCAGCAGGCGCAGCAGGCGCAGCGGGCAGCCGCGAGCAGCAGGAGCAGCAGUCGUCGUCUCUGCCGUCCGCUGGCACGCUGUUGUCGCGGGAGGUGGAGGUGCUGCGGGACAGUGCGCGGGAGGCCAUGACGGCGCUGAGGCACAGCGUGCGGGAGCCGGAGGAGGCGGCGGCGGAGCUGGCGGGCCGCAUUGUGGGCAAGGCCAGUUACGCCCACCCGCACCCGCACCACCAGUCUAGCCAGCAGCAGCAUUCGACCGGGCGAGGACGCCCGCAGCACACCCGGGCGCCGCCUGCAGGUGCAGGUGCCGGUGCCGGUGCAGGCGCCGGUGCAGGUGCCGGUGCAGGUGCAGGCGGCGCUGCGGCGCCCGGCGCCCGUGCCGUCGUGUCUGCGCCCCCCUCCCCCGCCCCCGCCGCGCCAGCAGCAGGUGCCAGCAGGUGGCCUGGCGGCGGUGGUGGUGGUGCCGUGGGCAGCGGCGGCAGUAGCCCGCCGCACGCUGGUCACAGGCCCAGCAGCAGUGGCGGCAGUAGCAGCAUUGCUGCCUACCUGUUCGGCGGACAGCGCUCUCCGGGUAGCCGCAGCGCUGGGGGCGGCGGCGGCGCGGGUGUGGGGUUCUGGGGUGUGACGCUUCAGGGACCCGAGGCGGCGGCGUCUGGCAGCGAUGAGGACGAGGAUGUGUGGAUGGGGCGGCGGUCGCCGCCGCCGCCCACACUGGCGGCUCCGGCGAGGCCUGUGGGGAGCAUUCGUGAGGCGGUGACACACACGCCUCAGGCGGCGGCCGAGCUGGCAGGCCGCAUCAUUGGGAAGGCCAACUACCAGCACCCACAGCCGCCGCACAAACCCACCGGCCACGCCGGCAGCUCCUCUGGUGCCGGCGGCAGUGCCGGGUCCCACCCGCAGCAGCAGCGCACGCUGCUCUCCUCCCUCUUCCGGCGCUACCCCGCUGGCCCGCCCCCGCCCCCGCCGCCGCCCCCGCCGCCACCCCCGCCGCAACUCCAAGCCACCACACCGCCACCAGCGGUCCCAGCCACCGGUGGCGCAGGGCCCAGCGGCAGCAGCAGCAGCAGCCGGAGCGACGGUGCGGGCACUGCCGGCGCUGGCGCAACCAGAUGCAGUACCAGUGGAAGCGGCGCAUGUGGCGGUGACGGCGGCAGUGACAUGCCGGGUCGCAGGGCUCGCGGCGCGCACGACAUCCACCAUGAUGACGCGGCCGCAGCCGCCGCUGGGCCGACGACGUCGUCGCCGGGACGGGCGCAUGUGGGCAUGUUCAUGGCUCGUGACCCGCAGAGCGGCGCGCCGCUGGCCGCACUGCCGACGGCUGUGACUGACGCGCUGAUCCCGCCGGCGCUCCGUGCGCUGCUGCCGCACCCGCGCCCCCAUCAUCAUCAGCAUGGAGAGGGGGAGCAGGAGGAUCAGGCCGCGGCGGCGGCGGCGGCGGCGGCAGAGAGGGCAGCAGGUGGCCACAAGCAUGCGGAGUAGUGAGGGACGUGCUACAGCACUAUGAACGGUAGUUGAAUUGUGGUCGAGACGCACGGUUUUUGGGGUUCCUGAGUUGCGUAUCACCAUUGUUGCGGCUGGGAGUGUUGAUGUGUCCGGCAGUCCGGGGCUCCAGGUUAGCACGGGCUCUUUCGGUCACGCGCCAGUUGGCUUGCCUGUUCCUGGGACCGGUUAGCGCCCUGUCACCAUGGAUUGGAGGGGGAUCCUUAUCCCAAUUUGAGAAACAGGAAGGGUAAUACUGAUUCGGUUGCGCUACCAUGCACUGCGCCACAUUGCACGUUCAGGCUGGCUGGGCACGGCUGUUGAGUCGCACGACGAAGCGGGGCACUGAUUGAAUGAAGGGGUACUCGGCGCAUGUAAUUUGAGUGGGAA